Saitoella complicata NRRL Y-17804 is the source of this 1050-nucleotide messenger RNA. Its product is annotated as NAD(P)-binding protein. The transcript has a single exon. The record is from RefSeq and is a predicted model, not a curated record. Bases 1 to 1050 code for a protein of 349 amino acids. Lineage: Eukaryota; Fungi; Ascomycota; Saitoellomycetes; Saitoellales; Saitoellaceae.
AUGUCUACUGCCAAGAUCUUCCUCCUCGGUGCCACCGGCUACGUUGGCGGCUCCAUCCUCGCCCAGCUCCUCAAAAACAAGGACUACACCUUCACCGCCCUCGUCCGCGACCAAUCCCGUGCCGACAGGCUCAAGUCUGAGCUCGGUGUCGAGCCCGUGAUCGGAUCAUUCGAGGAUUUGGAGGUUUUGAAGAAGGCUGCGGAGGAGAGCGAUAUCGUCAUUAACGCUUGGUCGGAUGAUUUGCCUGCUACCAAAGCUUUGGUGGAGGGUUUGAAGAAGAGGGGAGGAAGGAGUGGGAAGCCGGCGUAUUUGAUUCAGGUUUCGGGGACGGGAGUGCUGUGUGAUCAUGUCAACGGAGAGAGUGAUGAGCAGGAGCCGUUUGAUGAUUAUGACAUCAAGCGCAUCCGCGCUCUCCCCGAUGAGCAGAUUCACAAGGAUGUCGACGAUUACCUCUUCUCCCAGAACGACCAGCCCGAUGUGUUGAGGACCAUCAUCACUUGCCCGCCUCUGAUCUACGGAAAGGGAUUGGGAAUCUUCAACGUCAGGUCGAAGCAGAUCCCGGUUAUCGCCCAGGCCACCAUCGCGACACGCAAGAACGGUACAGUCGGAAAGGGACUGAACAAGUGGGGAACCGUCCACGUCGACGACCUCGUCAAAUUCUUUGACCUCCUCGUCCGCGCCGCAAUAGACGGCAAAGCCUCCUACGGCGACGAAGGCUUCUACUUUGCCGAAUCGGGCGAGGAGUACCUCAAAGACAUGUCCCAACACGUCUUCGACGCCGUUGUCAAAAAGGCUGGAUGGGCUCUUGUCGACACCGUGCCUGUACAGACCCCGCUUACGGAUUCAGAGGUUGACAAGUACUAUGGUGGAGCAUUUGGAUACUGGAUCUUUGCGGGUAACUCCAGGAGUAGGGCGAAUCGCGCUAAGAAGGAGUUGGGGUGGAAGCCUGAGGCGCCGGAGUUGUGGGAGACGUUGGAUGAGGAGGUUGAGUAUUGGGUUGAGAAGUUGAAGAAUGAUGAGACGAAGGUUGAGCCUGGAGUUGAUGCUUAA